Molecule: messenger RNA, 1223 nt
Organism: Sander lucioperca (pikeperch)
Lineage: Eukaryota; Metazoa; Chordata; Actinopteri; Perciformes; Percidae
Exons: 4
Coding region: 19-1152 (377 amino acids)
Source: RefSeq, a predicted model, not a curated record
ACUUGCACAGAGUAUGGCAUGACUGUACUUUUCUUGAAAGUGAGCAGUAUUGAGGAACCACCAGCAGAUUUUGAUGGCAAGGUGGAUGCAGAAGAGUUCUGGGAGAAGGUGGCAAUGGAAGUGAUUUCCCGUGGAUUGGUGCCCAGUAACAAGGAAAACCCUUUUAUCGUACGUCCUAACUACCACAAUUGGGCGCCUUGGAUAGGGCCCCACACCAGGAGUGGCAAUGUAGUCCUCAACACAGAAUACAGAAAGGUGCAUUCCCCAUACAGUCCAGCAGAACAGUUGGAGUUGAACAUCACAGAGGACAGACUUACUGACGAGCUUCUCAAAGUCAAGAUGCACGAUCUGCGUGGCUUGUGUGGGCAGUGUGGUGUGGACCCCCGGGGCUCACGAAUGGACAUUGUCAGCAGAAUUCAGCAAGAAAUGAAAAACAGAGAUAGCUAUGACAAGGUCUUCUCUCAGAUCUGGAAAACUUCAGGUGGAUGGGCAGUGGUAACCUGUCCAUGUGCCGUGGUGUACGCUGUAAAGUUCAAUAUCAAAGCUGAAAGUCCACAAGAUUAUACAGACAUUCUGCUUUCCCUUAAACAUUUUCCAAAUGUCACACUCUACGAUUUCACCCGUGGUUUGGCAACCCACGCCAACCACAGAGUGCCAGAAACUUUCCGGCCGCAUGGUGGCAGGUUGCUUGAACCUACAGAGAGCAAUAUCUCACGGGCUAGCUCAGGUGAACUCAAAGUUACCUUGCCAUGGCUACGUAACAAAAAGAAGGUGCCAGACAGUGAUGGACACCCUCUCACUGGGUCAUCAGAUCGCUACGCUCUUUAUGAUCGUUUUCAUGAAGAUAACACAAAGGACGUGAGAGAUGUCCUGCGAAAAGUAGAACUGGUUCCAGAGAUCUGUGGCUGGGACAACAGCCAGUCUGCCGAACAGCUUUUCUCUGGGAUGAGGCAGAAUAACCAUUUCCUGAACAUGAUGACCCCAUCUUCACAUGUUUUCUUAAUGAGAAACAUUUUGCACCAUUAUAACAACAACAAGAAUGCUGUAACAAUGGAAAACAUUAAGAAGACACUUGGCCAGGGUGUAACUUUAAAUUGUUAUGGCCAAGCAGUGUUGGGUAUGUAUCACACAAAUAUUGACGUUAAUAUGUGAACAAUAUGGGGCAUUCACCAAAAAGUCUAAUAUGCAAUAUCCUUGAGCAUCAAAGCAGAAAGCUGAAUAAG